This is a messenger RNA of Staurois parvus, 550 nucleotides long. The record is from the annotation of a GenBank genome assembly. NCBI's taxonomy places the organism in Eukaryota, Metazoa, Chordata, Amphibia, Anura, Ranidae.
AUGUGCCACUUUCAGGUCUCCUCACACUGCUGGUGGGUUCCAUUUUGUCAUAGGGUGCUGGCAGAUUACGGGCCUCCCAUUGCUGCUGCCAGGCCCGUAAUCUGCCAUGGGCCCCCUGUACCGCCUCCUCAUGCUGCUGCCAGGUCCAAGUGUCUCUCAUGGGUCCCUGUACGGCCUCCCAUUGCUGCUGUCUCCAUCGCCACACUCUGCCAUGUGCCACUUUCAGGUCUCCUCACACUGCUGGUGGGUUCCAUUUUGUCAUAGGGUGCUGGCAGAUUACGGGCCUCCCAUUGCUGCUGCCAGGCCCGUAAUCUGCCAUGGGCCCCCGUACCGCCUCCUCAUGCUGCUGCCAGGUCCAGAGUGUCUCAUGGGUCCCUGUACGGCCUCCCAUUGCUGCUGUCUCCCAUCGCCACACUCUGCCAUGUGCCACUUUCAGGUCUCCUCACACUGCUGGUGGGUUCCAUUUUGUCAUAGGGUGCUGGCAGAUUACGGGCCUCCCCGAUCCCAUGCUGCUGCCAGGCCCGUAAUCUGCCAUGGGCCCCGUACCGCC